Molecule: messenger RNA, 2542 nt
Organism: Oncorhynchus nerka (sockeye salmon)
Lineage: Eukaryota; Metazoa; Chordata; Actinopteri; Salmoniformes; Salmonidae
Product: aspartate--tRNA ligase, cytoplasmic-like
Exons: 15
Coding region: 783-2150 (455 amino acids)
Biological process (GO): aspartyl-tRNA aminoacylation
Cellular component (GO): cytoplasm; cytosol; aminoacyl-tRNA synthetase multienzyme complex
Molecular function (GO): ATP binding; RNA binding; aspartate-tRNA ligase activity
Source: RefSeq, a predicted model, not a curated record
CAGUCAGCAACUUCCUCCUCCUCUUUGUUCUUCAAAACAAACAUAUUAUAUACAGAGGAUAUCUCCAUUUCAACAACCAUGUUUACUACUACUUGUUAAGUAAUAUAGACAACGUGAUUAUAUCUGAGUGACUCAGGGACAUGGCGUCAGUAGUGGCAGUAGUAGAGACGGCCUAGAUAUCAAAGAUGAUUGUGGUGACUAAUAGCCUGCCAUUGCUCCCAGAUAAACGUGAAAGAAACUGGGUCGUCCACCUGUCUGCCUGCUUUUUCAGCUCCAAAUGGCAGAGAACAAAGUUUGUUUCUCACCUGCAUGCCUGUCCUCGGGGAUGAGGAACGAUAGAGACAGCCAGCCUGCCUUUCAUGUGGGUGGAAUCAGGUUCAGCCAAAUGGGCGGCUCACAGCCGUCGGGGCGCAUGAGGCCGCUCUCUGUCUCAACUAGCUGAUCAUAAUAACUUUAAGCAUGCCUCAGAGUGACACGGCAAAGCCGAGUCCAUUUGUCAUAAGGCACAGAGAAUGGGGCGACUUCUAUGCAGUGUUUCAUAUUUAUGACUUUUGUUCUCCUCGUAAUAUUAGUGUGUGUGUGGGGGGAAGGGAGUAUAUGGUCUUUUAAGUUGUAUUGAAAGGUGCUCUUUUCUGCCCUGUGAGCCAGACAGGGUGUUGGUGCGUGUCCAGAAGCUGACACCUGAGAAGGCUGACCAGCUGAUCUGGGUGCGUGCCAGGGUUCACACCAGCAGAGCUAAAGUUGAAACCGGGAUUCAUCCAUGAAAAGCACACUUCUGCAGCAUGCCAGUGGCCAUCGAAGGUGAACAUCUUUCCACUGAAGUCGGUUACAACGCCAAACUGCUGUCAGGUCAAGACCCUGGGAAGCAGUGCUUCUUGGUCCUGCGUCAGCAGCAGUUUAACGUGCAGGCCCUAGUCGCCGUGGGGGAGCGUGCCAGCAAGCAGAUGGUGAAGUUUGCCGCCAACAUCAACAAGGAGAGCAUCGUGGACGUGGAGGCGAUGGUGAGGAAAGUGGAGCAGAAGAUCGAGAGCUGCACUCAGCAGGAUGUGGAGCUGCACAUUGAGAGGAUUUUUGUGAUCAGCCAGGCCGAGCCUCGUCUGCCCCUGCAGCUGGAGGAUUGUGUGAGGCCGGAUGGAGAGGGGGAUGAGGACGGAAGAGCGACGGUCAACCAGGACACCAGACUGGACAACCGAGUCAUUGAUCUCAGAACAACAACCAGCCAGGCCAUCUUCCGCCUGCAGUCGGGAGUUUGCCAGCUCUUUAGAGACACCCUGACCAACAAGGGCUUUGUGGAGAUCCAGACCCCCAAAAUCAUAUCAGCUGCCAGUGAGGGUGGCGCGAACGUCUUCACUGUGUCCUACUUCAAAACCAGCGCCUACCUGGCCCAGUCUCCCCAGCUCUACAAGCAGAUGUGUAUCUGUGCUGACUUUGACAAGGUGUUUUGUGUGGGACCAGUGUUCAGAGCAGAAGACUCCAACACCCAUCGUCAUCUGACAGAGUUUGUAGGUCUGGAUAUUGAGUUGGCGUUCAACUACCACUACCACGAAGUGAUCGAGUCCAUCACCGACACCAUGGUGCAGAUCUUCAAAGGGCUCCGAGAAAGGUUCCAGACUGAGAUCCAGACGGUGGGGAAGCAGUACUCCAGUGAGCCCUUCAGGUUCCUGGAGCCCACUCUGAGGCUGGAGUACACGGAGGGCGUGGCCAUGCUCCGGGAGGCCGGGGUGGACAUGGGAGACGAGGAGGACCUCAGCACUCCAAAUGAGAAGUUGCUCGGUCGUCUGGUGAAAGAAAAGUAUGACACUGACUUCUAUGUGCUGGACAAGUACCCCCUGGCUGUGAGGCCCUUCUACACCAUGCCUGACCCCAAUGACAAAAAAUACUCCAACUCCUACGACAUGUUCAUGAGAGGAGAGGAGAUCCUCUCUGGCGCUCAGAGGAUCCACGAUGCCCAGCUGCUCACUGAGAGGGCCAUUCACCACAACAUUGAUCUGGAGAAGAUCAAGUCCUACAUCGACUCUUUCCGUUACGGAGCUCCCCCACACGGAGGUGGUGGCAUUGGGCUGGAAAGAGUCUGCAUGCUCUACCUGGGUCUUCACAAUGUCCGCCAGGUCUCCAUGUUCCCCCGUGACCCCAAACGCUUGACCCCCUGAACGGCCAUCGCCACUGGAGACAGAUGCAGGACAUGGGGAAUCUAUAUUCAUCUCCAAAACACCAGACAGAGUUGAGAAAUUAGUGCCACGACACUGAAGUGCUACUGCGGUUAACAAAUAGAGAAUCAAGCCAGGGUACUACUACGGUCAACAGUAUUCAGUAAUAGAAAAUGACACAUGAAGAAAUAGAUUGAUAAUAUAAGGGAGAAAGAGUCUUAAUACACAAUACAGAAGUGGAAUAUGAUUAAGGGAUGUGUUGGCUUAGGCUCACCUAUGCAUUACUUACCUUGUGUUGUAUCUCUUAACACUUUUCUAUGGGGUCGAUCAACUUUGAUACCAGUCUUUGUCACACUACAGAGGUAUGACUAAUAAAUAAUCAUGGUCUGCUGACA